AUGGGUAAGAAGAAACAGGAGAUGUCUCAAGUAUAUAAUGGAUCCAAAAACGAGUUUAUCUUUGGAGAGCAAGGAGGAAAAGGAAGAAACCUAUCUUCGUUUUUAAAGAACCUAUCGUUAACAGGAUCUUCUGCCAGUGUCGAUUCCCACCGAGAUUCCUAUGAGGAAGUAAACAGUAAUAUAUAUGGAAGUCUUAGCUAUAGCAAGAACAACAGAUCUGCCGCCAAUUUAAGCUCAGGAUCGAUUUUUCAACCUCGACCAGCGUCAGGUGGGAACAGGACGGUUUCUCUUGGACACAUUGGCAGGCAUCAAUCACCCAAGACUCAACAUCGCAGGUCUCAUUCAAAUACACGCUAUACUGACUUAGACGAUGACUGGGAUGCAGGGCUAGAUGAGGUCGUUGUUAAGCCUAACCCGCCACCAAUGUUGGAUUCUUUGUACCCAGAUUUGACAGUUCAGCUUCCCCUGGAAGUACCAGAGAAAAAGCAACACAAGGAGUCCAUGGAUGAUGUGGAUUUACAGGCAAAAGCAGAAAUAAACAAGCUAAACCAGCUUAAUAGCAAAUAUUCAAAGUUCAGGAAGAUCCUUGCGUCUGAUACCAUUAUAAAUUUACAGGAUUUGAGAAAGUUAUCAUGGAAUGGUAUACCAAAUGAGUUGCGAGCAUUGUCAUGGUUGUUGCUACUUGGAUAUCUUCCUACAAAUAAGUCUCGCCAGAGCUCCACUUUGAAAAGAAAACGACAGGAGUAUUUGGAUGGAUUGGGUAGUGUUACAAUAGAGUUUCAUGAGGAUCCACCAGAUAACAAUUCAAAUUUGUCAUUAUCCAAUGUUAAUCGCGACAAGCAGUUGUAUCACCAGAUAAAGAUAGAUGUAAAAAGAACAAACCCAACACUAAAGCUAUAUUCUUAUUCGGCAACUCAAGUGUCACUACGUAAAAUAUUGUAUUUAUGGGCAGUACGACACCCAGCCAGUGGGUAUGUUCAAGGAAUAAACGAUUUAUCUACUCCAUUUUAUCAGAUAUUCUUGAAUAAUUACAUUUGGCAGCUACAAAGAAAGCAACAAGGCGAGUUGGAAGAUGAGGAUUUGUUUAUUCCCGGAUACAUGGCUGGCACUGAUGAAGAAGACCCAGAAGAGCAGAAAUUGCUCAACGAUCCUCAAUUGAUGCAAUACAACUUGGAGAAUUUUAAUACAGAGUGGCUUUCUGCGAGAGUCACGUCUAUCAUCGAGGCAGAUACGUACUGGUGUUUGUCAAGAUUAUUGGAGAAUAUAACAGAUAACUACAUUCACCAGCAACCUGGUAUUAUAAGACAAGUUAAUGAAUUGAAAAACUUGAUUUCAAAGAUCGACGUGGAGCUCUUAAAUCAUUUUGAGCAAGAGGGCAUCGAGUUUAUUCAGUUUUCAUUCAGAUGGAUGAAUUGUUUGUUGAUGCGCGAGUUGCCGAUGCAACUCAUUAUUAGAAUGUGGGACACUUAUCUUAGUGAAACUCCAUUGGGGUUUAAUACGUUUCAUACUUAUGUUUGUGCUGCUUUUUUGAUUAAAUUCAGUAGCGACUUGAAGGAGAAGGAUUUCCAGGAGAUUAUUCUAUUUCUUCAGAAUCCCCCCACUAGUAGUUGGACAGAGAAGGAUGUCGAGUUGAUGUUGAGUGAAGCUUACAUUUGGCAGAGUCUAUACAAAAAUGCGUCAGCUCACUUGAGAUAA
Molecule: messenger RNA, 1695 nt
Organism: Candida dubliniensis CD36
Lineage: Eukaryota; Fungi; Ascomycota; Pichiomycetes; Serinales; Debaryomycetaceae
Gene: GYP1
Product: Gyp1p
Exons: 1
Coding region: 1-1695 (564 amino acids)
Biological process (GO): activation of GTPase activity
Cellular component (GO): Golgi apparatus
Molecular function (GO): GTPase activator activity
Source: RefSeq, a predicted model, not a curated record